UUGUCAACACUGACACUGCUGUCGACUGUCAAAACGCCGAUCAACGUACGAUUUGAGGUUAGAGUUGUUGUUUAUUUCGCGUUUUUGGUGGUUUUUCGGGGCAGUUAUGGCAGCCCCCCCACAGGCGUUGGUUAACCGCAACAAAAAACACUUCCUAGGAGUGCCCGCACCGUUGGGUUAUGUCGCAGGAGUCGGUCGAGGGGCUACGGGGUUCACCACACGUUCUGAUAUCGGUCCAGCGAGGGACGCUAACGAUGUUUCGGACGACCGACAUGCCCCACCUGCGGCAAAACGCACAAAAAAGAAAGAUGAAGAAGAGGAGAAAGAGGAAGAAGAAGAUUUGAAUGACUCAAAUUACGACGAGUUUAGCGGGUAUGGGGGCUCACUUUUCUCCAAAGACCCCUACGAUAAGGACGAUGCUGAAGCUGAUGCCAUUUACGAAGCGAUUGAUAAGAGAAUGGACGAGAAACGUAAGGAAUACAGGGAGAAAAGAUUAAGGGAAGAGUUGGAGAAAUAUCGACAAGAAAGGCCAAAAAUUCAGCAACAAUUCUCUGACUUGAAACGCGACCUGCAGAAUGUCUCCGAGGACGAGUGGAGGAGCGUCCCUGACGUGGGGGACGCCCGUAACCGGAAACAGCGCAACCCCCGAGCUGAGAAAUUCACCCCUUUGCCCGACAGUGUCCUCGCCCGGAAUCUCGGGGGCGAAUCCACCACCACUAUUGACCCCAGUUCGGGGCUAGCUAGUAUGGUUCCGGGGGUUGCCACCCCCGGAAUGCUCACCCCGACUGGAGACAUGGAUUUGCGUAAAAUCGGUCAAGCUCGUAACACCCUCAUGAAUGUUAAAUUGUCACAAGUGUCCGAUUCAGUGACGGGGCAAACCGUAGUGGACCCUAAGGGGUAUUUGACCGAUUUACAAUCAAUGAUUCCCACCUAUGGGGGUGAUAUUAAUGAUAUCAAGAAGGCGAGAUUGUUGCUUAAAUCGGUGAGGGAGACGAAUCCGAAUCAUCCCCCGGCGUGGAUUGCUAGUGCGAGAUUGGAGGAGGUGACAGGGAAGGUGCAAGCAGCGAGGAAUUUAAUUAUGAAAGGGUGUGAGGUUAAUCCCCAAAGUGAGGAUUUGUGGUUGGAGGCGGCGAGGAUUAAUCCCCAGGAUACGGCCAAGGCGGUGAUUGCACAAGCGGCGAGGCAUAUACCAACAUCGGUCCGGAUCUGGAUCAAGGCAGCGGAUGUGGAAGUGGAAACAAAAGCCAAACGUCGCGUCUACCGCAAAGCCUUGGAACACAUCCCCAAUUCGGUGCGUCUCUGGAAAGCCGCCGUGGAAUUAGAAAAUCCCGAAGACGCCCGAAUUCUCCUCUCCAGAGCUGUAGAAUGUUGUCCCACAGCUGUUGAACUCUGGUUAGCCCUCGCCCGACUCGAAACCUACGAAAAUGCCCGAAAAGUCUUAAACAAAGCACGAGAAAAUAUCCCAACUGAUAAACAAAUUUGGACAACUGCUGCAAAACUCGAAGAAGCUAAUGGUAAUCAUGCAAUGGUGGAGAAAAUCAUCGAAAGAGCUAUAACAUCAUUGAGUUCAAACGGUGUUGAGAUAAAUCGCGAACAUUGGUUUAAAGAAGCUAUAGAGAGUGAGAAAGGGGGCCAUGUGCACUGUUGUCGUGCUAUAGUUAAAGCAAUUAUUGGGUAUGGGGUGGAGCCCGAGGACCAGAAACACACCUGGAUUGAAGACGCCGAAAAUUGUGUGAGUCAGGGGGCUUACGAGUGUGCCCGCACUGUCUACAACCACGCCCUCGCCACCUUCCCUGGCAAAAAAUCAAUAUGGUUGCGUGCCGCCCAUUUGGAAAAGAACCAUGGAACGCGUGAAAGUCUCGAAGGUUUGCUUCAACGUGCUGUUGCACAUUGUCCCAAAAGCGAGAUUUUGUGGCUUAUGGGGGCUAAAAGCAAGUGGUUGGCGGGUGAUGUACCAGCAGCGAGAGGUAUUCUCGCACUAGCCUUUCAGGCGAACCCCAAUAGUGAAGAGAUUUGGCUUGCGGCUGUUAAAUUAGAGUCAGAAAAUCGCGAAUAUGAGAGAGCAAGGAGGUUAUUAGCCAAAGCGAGAGGUUCAGCCCCCACGCCAAGGGUUAUGAUGAAAAGUGCAAAACUGGAAUGGACAUUAAAUGAUCUAAAAGCGGCACAAGAAUUGUUAGAUGAGGCUUUGAAGGUGUUCCCCGAUUUUGCCAAGUUGUGGAUGAUGAAGGGGCAGAUACACGAACAGGAGGGGGAGAUGUCCAAGGCCUUCGAUGUGUAUUAUGGGGCGAUCAAAAAAUGCCCGAAUUCGAUCCCGUUGUGGAUUUUGCUGUCACGCCUCGAGGAGAAACGUGGUUUGUUGAUAAAAGCGCGCUCAAUGUUGGAAAAAGCCCGCUUGAAGAACCCCAAAAACGACCAAUUGUGGCUCGAGGCAAUCCGAAUCGAGAUCCGAGCCGGUAUGAAAGACAUCGCAAACGCAAUGAUGGCUAAAGCACUUCAAGAAUGCCCCACUUCGGGGCCACUAUGGGCCGAAUCAAUUUUCAUGGAAGCAAGACCACAACGAAAGACACGCUCAGUGGACGCGCUCAAGAAGUGCGAACAUGACCCCCAUGUCCUCCUCGCUGUGAGCAAAUUAUUCUGGUCGGAGCGUAAAAUCGGGAAAUGUCGGGAAUGGUUCCAAAGGACGAUUAAAAUUGAUUCGGAUUUUGGGGACGCAUGGGCUUAUUGGUACCGAUUUGAGCAACUUCAUGGUACUAUCGAACAACAAGAUGAUGUGAAACAGAGGUGUUUAGCGGCGGAGCCCCAUCAUGGAGAGUUGUGGUGUUCGAUUUCAAAAGACAUUAAAAAUGUGGGGUUGAGUAAUGAGCAACUUUUAACUCUCGUUGCAAAAGAAGUUGUUAUACCAGUUUGAAUUAAACGAAACUAGCAAAGACAGGUAUUGUUUAAUCAAUUAGAUUUUAAAGAAAAAAAUUUAUUUGAAAAAUUGUUCUAAUUGAAUGAACAAUAGGGGGCCCCCACAGUGGGGUGACAGCCAAUGAAGCGAAUUUGAACAAUUAAUAAUUAAUAAAUAAUCUUACGUGCAUGUACAAAAUCAUAAAAAAAUCAAUUUUCUUGAUAAAUGUCACAAUCGUGGUAUCAAUUAUCAGAUUUGUUCUGUCUGCGUUGCAAGGCAGCCGCCAAGUCCUGUUUCAGCGCUUGUUGUUGCAUACUUUCAGACAAUGGUUGCACUGAACGUAAACUAUUAACAAUAUCUUUAGUUUUACUGAAAUAUAUUU
Messenger RNA from Tribolium madens (black flour beetle), 3272 nucleotides. It is a transcript of the gene Prp6, whose product is annotated as pre-mRNA-processing factor 6. Gene Ontology annotation, molecular function: protein binding. NCBI's taxonomy places the organism in Eukaryota, Metazoa, Arthropoda, Insecta, Coleoptera, Tenebrionidae. The transcript has 8 exons. Bases 107 to 2908 code for a protein of 933 amino acids. The record is from RefSeq and is a predicted model, not a curated record. Gene Ontology annotation, cellular component: U4/U6 x U5 tri-snRNP complex; catalytic step 2 spliceosome. Gene Ontology annotation, biological process: spliceosomal tri-snRNP complex assembly; mRNA splicing, via spliceosome.